Messenger RNA from Cryptococcus deneoformans JEC21, 1726 nucleotides. RefSeq lists its product as hypothetical. The coding region runs from base 11 to 1642 and encodes 543 amino acids. The record is from RefSeq and is a predicted model, not a curated record. The transcript has 8 exons. Lineage: Eukaryota; Fungi; Basidiomycota; Tremellomycetes; Tremellales; Cryptococcaceae.
GUUAUUGUCUAUGCUCCGUGUUAUUACUGCCCAGCCCGCCAUGUCGCAGCCGCCGGCAGACGCCCCGCAGGACGACUGGCAGGUCGCCUACGUCUGGGCCUUCAUCACCGCCUUCAACCUCAGGCACCGCAUCCCCCGCCUCGAGUCCCAGCAAGACCUCGAGCUCUCCCUCCGCCAGCCAGUCGCCACCCGCCCAGACGACCUCCUCGAGAGCACGCUCAUAUGCUUCCUCUCCAACCUCCGCCCAGCCCUCAGGAACCUCAAUGCCGAAAACGUCCAGUCCUACCUGUCCAACUACAUCUCUGACCAGCUCGCCACCACGUCCGAGUGGACCGUGUGGGAUCCGUCGUGGCCCAUCAACGAGGAGAACCGCGGUUCGUGCUGCACCGACGACCCUGAUCGCGCAGAGCUAGGUCGCUUGAGGUAUCAAGGCGAGCCGCCGGCCGACAGGGCGCGGCGGAAUCCGUUGAAGAGGAUGGAAGAGAAGGGUGGAGGUCUGUUUGAACUCGACUGGGCUGAGAGAGCUAGGUUACUGAGACAGCUAGUCGAUUGGCAGCUAACACACUCGGAACAUAUCCGCACUAUUAUCAAUAAUGCAAAGAAAGGCCCAGAGGCCAAAUCGAAGAAAGGAACGGCCUCCAAGAAGCCUCUGCAGGACGAAGCCCCUUCCAUCAGCAUAGAACCUUUGGGUCAAAAUAGGAAUCGCCAACGGAUAUGGGCACUUGAUGAUUCGUGGCGAUUAUACCGUUCCGGCAAUCCCUUCAAGCGACCUUGCCCCAUGGAAUCGUUUACUCACACCAGAGAUGAUUAUUUUGCCUACAUUGCAGAGGUCGAAGAGUAUGGCGGACAGUCUCAGGAAGGAACAAAGAAGGAAAAAGCGACCAGCCAGCAUAGAAGGUUUAUCAAAGGCGUCCAGGAUGAAAAGAAAUUGGCGGAGAUUCUGAAGGAUAGGAUAGAGAGAAUAGAAAAGGAAGAAGCGAGGGUUCAAAGGGCCAAACGGAAGAUUGCCCAGGCCGUGCAAUUACAACAAGCGGCGGAAAUGCGCUCGACGCGAACAAGAAGGCCUGUCCGCAAGGUUGAUUACAUCUAUGGAAAUGAAGAUGAGGAUGAGGAACCAUUGCCUACCCGCAGAUCAUCUCGCCCUUCCCGUCAGUCCGGUAGAGACGACGAGUCAUACUCUGCUUUAGAUUCGCGCGGACGCCCUGUCAUCCCUGGUGAAAGACGCAGCACAAGGGUGAGCGGUGCAGCCCGCGAGGUUGUGGAGGAUGAUGAUGAUGAUGAUGAUGAUGAUCGGGAUGAUGAAACUCCUCGGCAACCGCCGCCGCUCCCACAACCAGAAGCAGUCAGUGGACCGGCCAACGGGAGAAAGGCCCCCAAGGGGUAUGCUUGGGUGCAGGAGAAUGUGGGUGGGGAAGAUUCGAGUCCUGGCGUAGCAGCGGUCGACGACCAGCAACGACGUGUCGAGCCUACAUCGGCAAAGCAACAAGACGUUCAAUCUGAAGAUCAGGUAGCCACACCACUGGAAUCAACAGACACUAGUAGGGUGGAAUUCGAGCAGAGCGAACAGGGUGUCAGACUAGGGAUGCUGGAACAAGGUGAAAACGAUGAACAAACGGAAAUCACGAUGGAAGUUGAAGUGUAGCAAUCCUCAACAGGGACAUCGAGGUCGUUGGUUGCAGUUAGUAGAGGUAUUUUACAUAUCAUCAUGCAUUCAUGUUUCGUCAAC